Messenger RNA from Phytophthora sojae, 720 nucleotides. RefSeq lists its product as hypothetical. The transcript is spliced from 6 exons. Bases 1 to 720 code for a protein of 239 amino acids. NCBI's taxonomy places the organism in Eukaryota, Oomycota, Peronosporomycetes, Peronosporales, Peronosporaceae. The record is from RefSeq and is a predicted model, not a curated record.
AUGGUGAUGGUGGUGGUGGUGGUGACAUACCUCACUAAGUUGACAGAUAUAGUCGGAGCAUUUGCAUUGCGCGGCUCGAAUCGUGCCGGCGGAGCUGGCGGCGGCCGCGAACAACACAUUUUGCCACAUUAUCUAGAUCUAGACCUGAGGGUCGAUACUAGCAGCGGCAGGCUGCCGAUAGCCGCCGUUCUCGGCGGUGUUGGCCGUUCUACUUCAUGUAUACAGUGCCUACAAACUAAUGCCGGUCGCGUGCGCGGCUCGAAGCGUGCCGGCGGAGCUGGCGGCGGCGGCGAACAACACAUUUUGCCACAUUUUCAAAAUCUAGACCUGAGGGUCGAUACUGGCAGCGGCAGGCUGCCGAUAGCCGCCGUUCUCGGCGGUGUUGGCCGUUCUACUUUACAUCUAGACCUGAGGGUCGAUACUGGCAGCGGCAGGCUGCCGAUAGCCGCCGUUCUCGGCGGUGUUGGCCGUUCUACUUUACAUCUAGACCUGAGGGUCGAUACUGGCAGCGGCAGGCUGCCGAUAGCCGCCGUUCUCGGCGAUGUUGGCCGUUCUACUUUACAUCUAGACCUGAGGGUCGAUACUAGCAGCGGCAGGCUGCCGAUAGCCGCCGUUCUCGGCGGUGUUGGCCGUUCAACUUCAUCUAUGCAGUGCCUACAAACUAAUGCCGGUCGCGUGCGCGGCUCGAAUCGUGCCGGCGGAGCUGGCGGCGGCGGCUAA